Molecule: messenger RNA, 2559 nt
Organism: Brettanomyces nanus
Lineage: Eukaryota; Fungi; Ascomycota; Pichiomycetes; Pichiales; Pichiaceae
Exons: 1
Coding region: 1-2559 (852 amino acids)
Biological process (GO): intracellular protein transport; retrograde transport, endosome to Golgi
Cellular component (GO): retromer complex; retromer, cargo-selective complex; late endosome
Source: RefSeq, a predicted model, not a curated record
AUGUCCAAUAGAAGCAACAUUACGCCUGCUAAGCAGGCGAAAAUUCUCGACAAUUCCAUCACUGUAAUUCGCCAGCAGAUUGUGCUGAUGCGGAAAUGCCUCGAGACCAAGAACCGUUUCAUGGAUGCGCUCAAACAUACCAGCACAUUUCUCAAUGAGCUCAGAACAAACUACUUGACACCCAAACAGUACUAUGAACUCUAUGUUAUGGUUUAUGAUGGAUUGGAAUAUCUCAGUCAGUACUUGAAGGAUACCUAUCCUAACAGCCAUUUGGCUGAUCUCUACGAGUUGGUUCAGUACGCCGGUAACAUUGUUCCAAGACUCUACCUAAUGAUAACUGUAGGCACUGUUUAUAUGGGAGUAAAAGAUGCACCUCUCAAAGAGAUUAUGACAGAUAUGAUGGAGAUGUGCCGUGGUGUCCAGCAUCCAAUCAGAGGCUUGUUUUUGAGGUACUAUCUUUCCCAGAGAACCAAAGAUUUACUGCCUACAAGCAUGGAGGGUGAUGAUAUUGAAUUGAAGGGAAACUUGAAGGACUCCAUACAUUUCAUCAUUACAAAUUUUAUUGAAAUGAACAAACUUUGGGUCCGUUGGCAGCAUCAGGGUCAUUCUUCUGAGCACCUCAAACGUGUGGAGGAGAGGAAGGAGCUUCAAAUUUUGGUUGGGUCCAAUUUGGUUCGUCUUUCUCAGAUGGACUCCAUUGACAGGAUUUACUAUAAAAAGGAGGUACUUCCUGUGAUUCUAGAGCAAAUUGUGAAGUGCAGAGAUCUCAUCGCUCAGGAAUAUUUGCUCGAUGUGAUCAUUCAAGUGUUCCCAGAUGAGUUCCAUUUAAUUACAAUGGACGAAUUCUUUGAUGCCUCCCUCAACCUAGAUCCUGCAGUAAGCAUCAAAAAUAUUGUUCUUGCCUUGAUAGACAGAUUAAUUGGUUUCAAAGUUAGAGAACCCGACUAUGUUGUGAAAGUCGUUGGCGAUAAUUCUGUCGAUAUCUUUGGUAAGAUCAUUGGUUUUAUUGAUAAAGUUAGCCAAUUAAAACCCGACAUGAGUGUCACCGAUUAUAGCUCCAUUCUUGAAGGUGUUUGCAAACUUUCUAUCACCUAUUACCCUGAAAAAUACUCUAAUAUCGACAAAAUAUUUGAGCAUGCCACAGAAAUGUACAAGGAUAAGCGGCAGAUGGAACCUAAAUCUACUGGCACUACUACAAUUCAGACGCGGAAUUGGAAGUUGCUCCUACUAGCACCAGUUACUAUGUAUGAAGACGUGAAAAAAGUUUUGCAAUUGGACAACCAUUAUCUUGAGUUCUUCAACCUUCAGAGCUAUUCGUUGCGAAGAUCCAUUAGCGUCGAAAUAGUGGACAGAUUCUUGAAGGAAGGGACGGGAAUUAUUACGAAAGAAGAACUUAAGAAGGUUUUCACUAUUUUAGAACCACUCAUAGUUGUACCAAGCGAGCCCAAAGGUCCGAAAGACGUUACUGCGCAGAGUCUCAAGAUCAAUUCCAAGCCACCAACUGUUUUUGGCAGGAAUUCACUUCCUGGAAGCUCUACUGCAGGAGAAGUGGAUGAAAAUGAGGAAGAAUUAAAAGAUUCUAUUGAUGUUAAACUUCAACAAGAAUGCCUUGCCAAGCUGUUACACUUGAUAUACAACAAAAAUCCCUACAAACACCUUGAAUUACUACAAUUAGCAAGAGACAGACUUCAACCUGCUCAGAAGAGAGUUGUAUACACUUAUCCUACUCUCGUAGCUAUGACAUUGAAACUUGUCCGUAAGCUUUAUAUUGUUAAGCACAUAGAGACUAAGGAGCAGAGGAAUAGAAUAGCUCCGUUCUUUACGUUCAUUACUGGUCUCAUUACUGUUUUGGGACAAUCCAGGUACAAUGCUGUUGAUUGCUUUAACCUCAACUUGAUGAGUGCAGAGAUGGCCGAUGAAGUUGGCCUUGUAGAUAUUUCUUACGACUUUUUCAUCGAGUCGUUGGUGGUUUACGAAGAGUCAUUUGUGGAUUCGAGAUCACAAUACCAGGCAUUGAUGAGUCUUAUAAAUAAACUUAUCAGUUCGAAGAACAUGAUCCAGCAAAAUAUGGAGAACUUUGACCGGUUGAUCACUAAGACUACUCUUUACAGUUCAAAGCUUCUAAGGAAAACAGAUCAAUGCCGUGCUGUAUGCAUGUCAUCACAUCUCUGGUGGAUUGUAGAAAAUUUAGAAGAUUCGUCCGAUGAUACGGGAAUCGCCACGUCGAUGAGCCAGCUUUCGUUAAAGAACGAUGGUAAAAGGGUUCUUGAAUGCUUACAGAAAUCACUUAGAAUUGCUGAUUCCAUUUUGGACAAAAACGUUUCCUUGGAGCUCUUUAUCGAGAUCUUGAAUCAGUCAUUGUACUUUUUCAUUCAUGGAAACGAUAUGAUUAGUGUUCGGUACCUGAACGGAUUGAUCGAAUUGAUACGCAAUAAUUUCAAGGGUCUUGGAAAGAUCCAAGGACCUUUUGAGAUCACUUGCAGGCACUUUGAACGUACUUUAAAGUAUAUAAGAGAGCAGAAAAGUAUCGAUCCAAGAUUUGAAGCUGUUACCGCUUAA